UAAAAAUGUGUAGUAUCAGUUUGCAUGUGACAUGCAUUGAGUUAGGUACAGACUUUGUCUUAUAUAUAAGCAAACACAGAAAUGGAUUUAACUUUUAAUUCAGCAUUAAUAACAUCGUUACUUGGCUGUGUAAUAUUGUUUUGUUAUGGAGCCAUUUCGUUCUAUCUCUAUGUUCGAAGGGUAGAGAAAGCAUUUGAAGGGUUCAGAACACCCCCGUACCACUGGCUUUUCGGAUCUUUAGUGAAGUUUCCAAAGGAACCCGAAAAACGGCUUUAUCACUAUUACAAAAUAUGUAACGAGUACGAGCAGGAUGGUGUGGUGUUCCUCUGGGGCCUGUUCCGGAGACCACUCGUCGUCGUCUGCACACCUGAAUCCAUGGCAAAAAUCUGCAAGAGUAACGCUCCAAAAGCCCAGGGCUUAUUGAGCGCUCGUCACCUAUUCAAACAGUGGUUGGGAGAAGGGCUUGUGCUCGCCAACGGCGAGAGGUGGGCCCGUAACCGCCGUCUCCUCACACCUGCCUUUCACUUUGACAUCCUGAAAGGGUACACCGAUGUCUUCAACCGCGCAGCCGAUGUUCUUGUGGCGAAGCUAAGAGGAAAAGCUGCGAAAAAAGAGCGGGUCGAAAUGUAUGAAACAUUGUCACUGUGUACCCUCGAAAUUAUUCUGAAAUGCGCAUUCUCAUGCGAUAAGGACAUCCAGAAAUCAGGAGAUCCAUAUGAGGAAACAGUCAACAGAAUGACACCUUCUGUUUUCUACAGAAUCGUUCAUCCUUACUUGCUUUUCGACUUCUUGUUCCGCAUCACCAAAGUUGGCCAACAGUUUAAAAAAGACUGCGACUUUCUCCACAGCGUUGCCGAGGAAAUCAUUGACAAACGACAGAAGGCUCUGGAUGAAGGCGUUAAGGUGGGUGUUGAUGGUAAGCGGUAUGUGGAUUUCCUGGACAUUCUACUUACGGCCCGGGACGAGGAGGGCGUAGGACUUUCUCGUCUCGAGAUUAGACAAGAAGUCGACACAUUCUUGUCAGGGGGCCACGAAACGACAGCGUCGACGGCAUUGUGGGUCCUGUAUUCGUUGGCGGGGAACCCAGAUUAUCAGCUUAAAUGUCAACAGGAAGUUGAUCAAGUGCUCGAGGGGAGGGACUCUGACGUCAUAAAAUGGUCUGACCUGCCAAAGUUUGAGUUCCUGACUCAAUGUAUCAAGGAGGCCAUGCGGCUCCACGGACCGGUUCCUAUAGCAUCUCGCGAUGUUGAAGUGGGCUUUGAGCUUGGAGGUCGAAAACUUCCAGAAGGAACCAUAGUACAGCUGAACAUCGUGGCGCUCCACCACAAAGAGAGUGUUUGGGGCCUUGACCACAUGGAGUUCAAACCGGAAAGAUUCUCUCCGGAGAACAUCAGCAAGAUGUCUCCAUUUCAGUUUGUCCCUUUCUCGGCAGGCUCGAGAAACUGCAUCGGCCAGCAUUUUGCAAUGAAUGAAGAAAAGGUUCUUUUAGCAAAAAUGUUACGAAAUUUUACAUUCCGCUUGGACCCAACUCACGUUGUGAAGAAGACUUAUUCUAAUGUGAUGCGACCAGCUGAUGGGAUGUUUGUGUAUGCGGAGGAGCGGAAUGUGCGGACCGGUGAGGAGUAAAAUGGUGAACCUGGGAGGAGCAAACAGGUGAACCGGGGAGCAGCAAACUGUUAAACCGGGGAGGAGCAAACUGGUGAACCGGAGAGGAGUAAAAUGGUGAACCGGGGAGCAGCAAACUGGUGAACUGGGAAGGAGCAAACUGGUAAAUCGGGGAGGAAAAAACCUAGUGCACCUGAGAUGAGGAAACAUGUUGGACAGGAUGGACGAUGAAUACGUCUUUUACCCAAAGCUAUUCUUAAAUUGAACAAUGCAUAAUGAUUUUUUCAGAAAUUCGUGUUUAUUGGAAUUUCUUGUGAACCAUCAUGUUUGCUCAUGUUAGAUAAUAGCAGUAUCUUUUAAAACUCAUACCUUUUAUUGAAUCACUAUAUGCUUUGUCAUUAAAUUUAUUUUUCCGUGCAAAUACUAAAUAAAAAUAUGCAGUUACUUUUUAUUAUGUAAUACUACAUCAACUAUUUACGCGUUUUUGUGUAUAUUUACCUCCGUUAGUAUGUACUUAUAAAAAUACAUAAGCUGUGUAUAUACACCAUAUCUUUUCCACAGAAAUCAAUUGUGAAAAUAAAAUUAAUUUACCCACUCUAUACUUUAAACAGUAAAUAUGAAUGAAACAGAUAACUAAACACCUCGGGAUUAAAAUCCUAAAAGUCUGUAUCCCGGCUACCGGUUCCUCAGUGUUUAUUAAACAACCCAUUAUCCGCAGACAUUCACCUAUAAUAUAUAACAAUCUGACACUGUUACAAACAAGUGUCUUCUAUGUAGUAGCCCAUGUUAUAAUGUUUAUAAUGUCAUAUAUAAAAUAAAUCCUUUGGUGUUUAGAUUACGAAGUCAGUCAAAUCGACUCCGUUUAUUAGAUUAUAACGUUUAAACGACGUGAUUGGCAUGGAUGCGAAACAGUGGCUCCAGCUCUUUUAGGAGCUGUGUAUAAAAAGGAGCCAAUGAUACUUUCGAGCUAGAGCAAAAGAACGGAUAUCAUCGUAAAACGUAAGUUUGACUCGUAGUUUUAUCUAAUAUCACAACUAUGAUGGCUUAUUUGAGAAAUCGGGGAAUGCAGUGCCAUAUAAAUAUGUUUUAUCUUCACACGUAUUUGGGUUAUUUUGUAAACCGAUUGUUUAUGGAGUUAAAAAACCGAUUCUCCCAUCAAACACAUCAAUGUUUACAAACGAAAGUAGAACAUUUUCACCAAUUUUCAGCUGAAUUUCACUCAAGAAGCUUACAUUUAAGAUAAAGCCAGUAUUAUCGAGUGCUUUUAUUUUGUCGGUAAUAAAAAUGACCACCUGAUUACCGGAAUAAGCAUGUUUAUACUCCUUUUCUGGGUUGAGCUGGAGCCAAAGCCAGGGAGCUGGAGCCAAAGCGUGGAGGCUGAGCCAAUACGCUGUAUGAUAAAAAGUUUUGACUGUCAAACCAUUCGAAUAUUUAAACUGGUUUUAAUACUAUUCAAAUGUCAGUGUUUGGUAAUACCAUUUUCAAGUUUUAACCGUUAAGCUAUCAGUGGCUGUUGAUAUCCUUUAACCCUCAAGCUCACAAUGGUUUGCAAUACCAUUUAUUCUUAAACUGCCAAGAUCGGAGUGGUUCCUGUUUAGCUUAGUGUCAGUGGAACCCGUUUAACUGUCAAGCUAUAUAUCCGCCAAGCUUACACUGAUUGCCAUUAUCAUAGUUUUAGUUUAGAUAGUUUAUUUUGAAUACAUGUUCAAUAAGCCACGUGGCCCGUGAGAAAAACAAAAUACACGAUUUAACAUUUACAAAUGACAUAGCAGGUUGAGCAUAAACGUAAGGAUUGUUUAAAAUUUACGAAAGAUUUUACAGGUAACGAAGGACAUGAUUGGAGACAAUGUAAUACUUAAGGGUGAAAGUCGACAUCAUAUACGGAGACGGUGUUCAUACACCUAGAAUUACAAACAGUGCCAACAUAGUGCAACAUAGAAAUAUGAGAAAAGUGAACUUUUUACACAUGAUACAUUCACACAUUUCAAAGACAACAAUACCGAUCUUCAAUACAUACAAAUCCAAUAAUAAUUUACCAAUACAUAAAAUGAAAUUUAAGGCAACAUAUUAUAACAAAAAAAAAUGAAAAAUAAAGGUUGUUUAUCUUUGUAAACUUUUCCUAAAUUUAAAGGCCUUAUCUACGUAUGUGCAUAAUUUUUUGAGUUUAGAAAUAUUAGUACUUUCGAAGAGUUGUUUCAGUUUAUACAUACUGGGUUCAAUGAAUUGAAUUGAAUUGAAUUGGAUUGAAUUGAUCGAGUACACCGUAAACAAAAUUAUUCUGAGAACAGCGUUUUACCUGAAGAAUGUAUGAAUACGUUCGAUAGUAGUUGCCUUACGAAAACCCCACACUAGAGUAAUUCAAAAAGUCAAGGUCAAGGGAAGACCUGUAGAUCAAAGGAUUCAUCCAUUUUGCCAUUGACUUUGUGUACGCUUCAAAUCGCUUACAUCAGCACGUGAAAGUCAUGUGAUGAGUGAUGAUAAAUACAUUGACCAUAUUUUUUAAACUUACUGGGACUGACUUCCAAUUGCAAAAUUUCGCAAAACUGCGAAACUAAAUGUAGCGUAAGCGAUGGCAUACAUCAGUAAGUUAGAUUCAAUUCCUUUUAAACAUCGUUAUCAUUAUGACGUAUAUUGGCCUACACUAACACACAUCAUCAACUUUGGCUAUGACGUAUAUUGGUUACACUAACACGCAUCAUCAACUUUGGCUAUGACGUAUAUUGGCUUACACUUACACGCAUCAUCAACUUUGGCUAUGACGUAUAUUGGCUUACACUAACACGCAUCAUCAACUUUGGCUAUGACGUAUAUUGGCUUACACUAACACACAUCAUCAACUUUGGCUAUGACGUAUAUUGGCUUACACUAACACGCAUCAUCAACUUUGGCUAUGACGUAUAUUGGCGUACACUUACACGCAUCAUAAACUUUGGCUAUGACGUAUAUUGGCUUACACUAACACGCAUCAUCAACUUUGGCUAUGACGUAUAUUGGCUUACACGAGCAAGCAUCAUCCACUUUGGCUAUGCGUUAUUAUAUUGACUUACACGAGCCAACAUCAUCAGCUUUGGCUAUAACAUAUAUUGGCUUACA
This is a messenger RNA of Mya arenaria, 4698 nucleotides long. RefSeq names its product cytochrome P450 4F6-like. The record is from RefSeq and is a predicted model, not a curated record. The transcript is spliced from 11 exons. The coding region runs from base 82 to 1626 and encodes 514 amino acids. Lineage: Eukaryota; Metazoa; Mollusca; Bivalvia; Myida; Myidae. Gene Ontology annotation, molecular function: heme binding; oxidoreductase activity, acting on paired donors, with incorporation or reduction of molecular oxygen; monooxygenase activity.